Messenger RNA from Oryzias melastigma (Indian medaka), 3641 nucleotides. RefSeq names its product taste receptor type 1 member 1-like. Bases 32 to 2497 code for a protein of 821 amino acids. Gene Ontology annotation, cellular component: membrane. NCBI's taxonomy places the organism in Eukaryota, Metazoa, Chordata, Actinopteri, Beloniformes, Adrianichthyidae. The record is from RefSeq and is a predicted model, not a curated record. Gene Ontology annotation, molecular function: G protein-coupled receptor activity. Gene Ontology annotation, biological process: G protein-coupled receptor signaling pathway. The transcript is spliced from 6 exons.
UCACAUAUGAGUGCCACAGGUUAGAACAACAAUGUUUAGAUUGAUAUUUGUUAGUCUGUCCCUUCUGGGUUGUAACUUGCAUACAGAGACUAAAUGCAUCCCCCAAACCUCUGAGUUUAAAAAGGAAGGAGAUUACCUACUUGGUGGACUUUUUGAUGUUCAUCAUGUCAGAGGAACUCUUCAUUUAAACAUCCCAGAAGCCGUCCUCUGCUCCAGUCAAGAGUUCACACUGUCAAGUUACCGGAGGUUUCAGAUGAUGAGAUUCUCAAUAGAGGAAAUCAAUAAUUCUACCAGUCUGCUACCCAAUGUGACUCUUGGCUAUGAAAUAUUUGACCACUGCUCAGACACAAAGAAUUUUCCAAGUAUUUUCCGCCUGAUGUCUGUGAAUGGUUCAGUUCAGCCUUGGAAAGAAUCAGCAAACUUCUCAAAAGUGAUAGCAAUGGUGGGCACAUACACAAGCACAGCAACACUGACUGUUGCACCGCUGUUCAUGAUGGACCUCAUUCCAAUGAUUAGUUACGGAGCAGCAAGUUCAGUCUUCUCCAGAAAACAGAAUUUUCCAUCUUUCUUACGAACAGUGCAUCCCAACAAAGAUGUCAUAGAAAUAAUUUGUAAACUUUUGGAAGAGUUCAAAUGGACCUGGGUGGCUUUCCUCUACAUUGAUGAUGAUUAUGGACGAGAUGGCCUGGAUGUAUUUGUGAAAAAGAUCAAGGACACUAAAAUAUGUAUGGCUUUCAAUUAUGGUCUCAGUAAUGGCACAGAUUAUCCUAAACUUUUUAAAGAGAUUAAAUCCCUAAAUGUAAACGUUAUAAUUGUGUUUACUGCUGAAUGGACAGCUGAAGAUCUCAUUAAUUCUGCAAUCCAACAAAAUGUCAAAAACAAGGUAUGGAUUGCAGCAGAUGCCUGGUCUCUUCACAAAGAGCUUCCUAAAAAAGCAGGAAUCAGAAAUAUUGGGACUGUUCUUGGAGUUGCUGAACCAAAAAUAACAAUCCCAGGAUUCAAUGAUUUUAUUUAUUCUUUCAAAGCUCAAAAUCAGUGUGAAAAUCCAGAGCAAGAUUCAUUUUGUAACCAGAUGUGUAACUGCAGCAGCUUGAGUGCUGAAAACAUCACUACAGCAGAUCCCUCUUUCAAUUUCCCUGUUUACUCUGCUGUAUAUGCCGUUGCCCAUGCCUUACACGCAGUGCUGCAGUGUGGAGCUGACAGCUGCAACAAGGACAUUAAGGUUCACCCAGACAUGGUCCUUAAAGAACUCAAGAAGUCAGACUUCACACUUUUAAACCACAGAGUUCAAUUUGAUGACAAUGGUGACCCCAAAUUUGGACCCUAUGCCAUAGUUUUCUGGAAUAAGAACAGUAAUGCAGAAGAGAUCGGUUCUUAUACGUUUCACCCAAAACCCAUCUUUAAAAUUAACAAGUCUAAAAUCCAUUGGCAUAGAGACGGACAGGUUCCUAAAUCCUUUUGUUCUGAAGAUUGUCCUGAUGGACAUAAGAAAAAGCAGGAAGGAUUUCACAAAUGCUGCUUCAGUUGUACAAUCUGUCCUAAAGAAACUUACUUGAACAAUACAGAUCCCUAUAAUUGCAUCAGCUGCAAGGAGACAGAGUGGUCUCCAGCUGGAAGUACAUCGUGCUUUGAACGGAAGCAGGAGUAUGUCCCAUUCAAUGAUCCCGGGGCUAUAGGUGUCAUGGUUGGAACCUUGAUCUUACUGAUCUUCAUUGCGGCCAUUUCUGUUCUCUUUGCCCUCAACUACAACACACCUGUUGUCAAAUCUGCCGGAGGUCCAAUGUGCUUUCUAAUUUUAGGAUGCCUCAGCCUGUGCAGCAUUAGUGUGUUUUUUUACUUCGGUGAGCCCAGAGUCACGUUUUGUGUUUUAAGGUUUGUUCCAUUUCUGUUGUUCUAUACUGUUUGUCUGGCGUGUUUUGCUGUGCGCUCAUUUCAAAUUGUUUGUAUUUUCAAAAUAUCAGCCAAGUUCCCAAAUAUCUCUAGAGUUUGGACUAAAUAUCAUGCACACUGGAUAUUCAUUGCUGCUGCAUCUUUCCUCCAGGCCAUUUUACUCAUCACCCAUUUUUCUCUUGACCCCCCAAAACAAUUUAAAGAUACAUUUUACUCAGACAGAUUUAUACUAGGUUGUGAUUUUGACAAAACUCUUAAUGACUCACUUAUCUCAAUUAUUUUAGCCUUUAUAUUGAUUCUUCUUAGCUUUUGUUUCUCAUAUACAGGAAAGAACCUUCCAAAAAAUUACAAUGAAGCUAAAGCAAUAACCUUUUGUAUGUUUCUGCUGAUCCUCAUCUGGAUAAGCUUUGCUACUUUCAUCAAAUUAUUUCAUGGAAAGUCGAUUAAUGUUAUUAAUGCUUCAGCCGUACUCUUAAGUCUGUAUUCUUAUUUACUGGGGUAUUUUUUUCCAAAAUGUUACAUAAUCCUUUUUAAACCUGAGAAAAACACUGAGCAAUACUUCCAAGAUCUCAUUCAGUGUUAUACCAGAUCAGCCAGUAGUUCUUAAAUACACAACUCUGAAAGGUUGUUGACAAUGGCUGAUGGCUUUAAGCCUUCAUAGUACCUCUUACUUUAUAAUUUAGAGUUUUUUCUAGAAUAUUAUAAACUGAUGUUCACCUUUUGGUCGAUCCGGGUUAAGGACUGGCACAAGGAGAUCUAGAUUCAGUCCUUCUUGUGGCCAAAAUAUUGAUCAUUUACAUGAAUAUCAAUGGCUUGAGAAACCCAUCCCCUAUUGUCUUCCAAAUAGUAUCCAGGGGUUGCAAAAAGGCCAAAGUCCCAUAGACUUCCAUGGAGAAAUAGACUGUUAUUUCCCAGUCAUUCUAUUUGCCAGAAUAACCAUUCUUGCUCUGAUUCAUUCUUUUUAGCACAUUCAAGAUUCAAAGAUUCAAAGGCUUUAUUGUAACUGUCAGUAACAGUUAAAUUGUGAGUGGUCCACCAGCAGCAAUGCACAGCACAAUAAAACAGAGAAAAACAAUUUAAAUAAAAAAUAAGAAUAAAAAAGAAAUAAAGUAGAAGAUAACAUAUAAUUACACUAAUAGCAAUAAGAAACUGUACACGCGUAAGGCAAAGGGAAAAGUACGAAAGACGUAAUAAUUUUAAACAGGAAGUACAAUAAUAAAUACUAUUAAAGUGUGAUGUGCGGUUUGUGCAAAGAUUGACAAUUUUACAUCUUGUUCAUUGGAUGUUGUUCAGCAUUCGUAUGGAUCAGGGGAAGAAGCUGUUUGUCAGUCUGGUGGUAUGUGACCUGAUUGACCUGUAGCGGCGUGCUGAUGGCAGUAGGUCAAACAGGUGGUGGGCGGGGUGGGUUUGGUCCUUCAGGAGUGUUGUAUUUUUUUUUUUUGGCAGAAGGAUCUUGAUAAGGUCGCCAGGGGGGGCAGGGGGCAGCCAAUAAUUCUCUGAGCUGUGUUUUAAGGUUUGUUCCAUUUCUGUUGUUCUAUACUGUUUGUCUGGCGUGUUUUGUUGUGCGCUCAUUUCAAAUUGUUUGUAUUUUCAAAAUAUCAGCCAAGUUCCCAAAUAUCUCUAGAGUUUGGACUAAAUAUCAUGCACACUGGAUAUUCAUUGCUGCCACAUUUUUCCUCCAGGCCAUUUUACUCAUCACCCGUUUUUCACUUAACCCCCCAAAAAUAAUUUCAAGAUACAUUUUACAUUUU